CGAACUCGGUACUGCGUGUAACCGUGUACUCAUGUCUUACUGGCCAAAAUUUAGUGCGUGAAAGGUGAAAAUCUUUUUAUACAAAAAAAUUCUAUCAAUAUUUUUGAAUUACUAAGUUACGUUAAAACAUUUACUUUUGUAAUAUUUUUUAUUGUUUCAAAUAAUUGUUUUUGAAAGAUUCAUGAUUGUUUGCUAUAGCAGGUAUAAUUAAUUAGAACUAUGGAGUCAAAAGAAAAUGUAUGGGAAAGGCUUGGAAAACCAAAGUAUAUACUAGCCCCUAUGGUUGAACAGAGCGAGCUACCUUGGCGAAUGUUAUCACGUAAACAUGGUGUUCAAUUAUGUUUCGCACCAAUGCUACACAGUCAGAAUUUUGUUCAAGAUCGUAAAUAUCGCAAAGAAUUUUUCACCACUUGCCCUGAAGACCGGCCUUUAGUUGUUCAGUUUUGUGGUAAUGAUCCAAAAGUAAUACUCGAAGCUGGAAAAUUAGUUGAAGAUAGUUGUGAUAUAAUAGAUCUAAACUUGGGUUGCCCACAAGCCAUUGCUAAGCGUGGAUUUUAUGGUUCUUUUCUCCAAGAUGAAUGGAAACUUAUAUUUGAGAUUGUUAAAACAUUACGAGACAAUCUUAAAGUACCAGUAUCGUGUAAAAUACGUAUUUUUGAAGAUUUGACAAAAACUAUUUCAUAUGCUAAAAUGUUAGAAGAAGCUGGUUGUCAAAUGUUAUCAGUUCAUGGUCGGACUAGAGAACAAAAAGGAAGAUUGACAGGAAUAGCUGAUUGGAAUCAAAUAAGGGCUGUAAAGGAAAAUGUAACAAUUCCUGUCUUAGCUAAUGGAAAUAUUCUUAUAUAUCAAGAUAUUGAAAGGUGUUUAAAGGAAACGUUGUGUGAAGGAGUUAUGUCUGCUGAAGGACAUCUUCACAAUCCAUACAUUUUUGAUAAUCAGUCACCUCCUGUUUGGGAACCAGCACUUGAGUACUUAGAUCUUAGUGAACAAUAUCCUUGUCCACUUUCAAAUACAAGAGGUCACUUAUUUAAAAUCUGCUACCAUAUAUUCAGUCUCCCUGAAAACGAAUCAAUUAGAGAUAUAUUAGCAAAAGGUCAAAAUCGUAAUGAUUUUAGAAACGCUAUUAUGCAAUUAAAAGUAAAAUAUUUACCAUAUCACAUGGGCCAAUUACCGUGGAACAACAAUCAAAAUGAUUAUAACUUGACUUUACCGCCUUGGUUGUGCCAACCGAUGAUUCGUGUACUAUCAAAGAGUAAUUUAGUUGAGCUUGAAAUGAAUGAAGAAGUAAACAAAUCAAAAACCGACGAAAAAGAGAAUUUAAAAAGAAGUAUUGAUGACGAAGACUUAAAUGACCCAUUGAAAUUGUCAAAAAAAAAAUUAAAACAAUUGAGUAAAUUAAAAAACAAAGAAAUUAGGUGUCAGAGAAUACUUGAAGAAUUAUGUUCUGAAUGUCGAAAUCCAAAGGGCUUAAAAUGUGAGUAUAAACUUUGUAAAAAAUGUUGUCGAAGCAAAUGCUAUUUGGAAAUUGCUGAUUGUCUUGGUCAUCGAAUAUUAAUUAAAACAAAAAGAAACUCAUCACGUCACAAAGAAGAAAAAGAUCUCAACUGUAGGUAA
Melanaphis sacchari is the source of this 1614-nucleotide messenger RNA. It is a transcript of the gene Dus1, whose product is annotated as tRNA-dihydrouridine(16/17) synthase [NAD(P)(+)]-like. Gene Ontology annotation, biological process: tRNA processing. The coding region runs from base 220 to 1614 and encodes 464 amino acids. Gene Ontology annotation, molecular function: flavin adenine dinucleotide binding; tRNA dihydrouridine synthase activity. Lineage: Eukaryota; Metazoa; Arthropoda; Insecta; Hemiptera; Aphididae. The transcript has 10 exons. The record is from RefSeq and is a predicted model, not a curated record.